CUAAUUACGCUUUCUAAAAUAAUCAAUUUAACCCCCCUGUUUCUGAUAAAAUAGAUAGGUUGAAAAUAAAUGCUAAAAAAGGAUAGCUAAUCUCUAGCUAUUUAAUGUCUUAAAUAAUAUCUGCAAUCAACCGCAUUGAAAUCAGUUUGUGUUUUGAGAGGGAAGAGAGAAGGUCGCUUGAUAACGAGCAUCGGAUAUUGAAAAGGAAUAUACGUCAUUACGACUUGUUGGUUUUGGGAAACGUUUCAUCUCUAAGAAUAAACAAACAUAUACUUUAUAACGCUAUAACAUACGCCGUUGGCUCCUAAAGAGAAAAUUGUACUUUAUAUAUAAACAUUAACGGUAUACAGAAAAUUUUUAGAGAGCAUGACAGCUGUUCGAAAGAGUACCUACGUGUUCGAAUAUCGAAUAACAUUUCUUGGUGGAGAAAAGGUUGGAAAAUCUUCGCUAAUACAUCAAUUUAUAGAAAAGAACUUUCUACAACGGCAUACUCCAACAGCAGAGGACCAUUUGACUCACGUGAUCGAGCAUAGAGAAAAUAUGUGCGUCUGUCUCUUUGUCGAUACAGCCGGUAGCGAUGAUUUUCCAGCCAUGAGGCAACUUUCAGUAAACAAAGGCAAUGCAUUCAUUGUUGUUUAUUCAAUCGACGAUCGUAAAUCCUUUGUGAGGGCGAAAAAAUUUGUUGAUUGUAUCAUAUCGACGAAAAAAGAGGAGGAAAGAAUAAAAAUUGUACUCGUUGGAAAUAAGAAUGAUUUGGAAAGUAAAAGACAGGUGACGCAUGACGAAGGGCUCCAUUAUGCUGCAAGUUUGUAUCAAGGCAACGUUGUGGCCGACUUUACGGAAUCAAGUGCAAAAGACUAUGAAAGUGUCGCUGAUAUUAUACAUAAACUUCUAACAUUGUUCAUUCCACCUCCACCGCAAGUCGAGGUACCAGUCUUAAAAGAACGAAAAUUCGAAAGAAAAUUGAGUUUGACUAAAUUAAAAGUACUUCAACGAAAAACUUCAAAAGCAUUGAUAGAAAGAAAACUCUCUACAUCACCAACUAAAAAGGAGAGUUUCAGUGACAGUGAAAUAAGUCAGGCGGCGGAGAGUUGCUCUCCAACACCUCAAAGAAUGUUAAUGAAAAAAUUCAGAAAAAGAGCUGACAGCCAACCGGUUGUGAAGACGCCCUUCGCUGACAUAUACGGCCCACCGCCACCACCUCUAUCCACCCCAAGAUUCAUGAGAUCCGUGUCACCAGUAAACUCAAUAUCGGAAAUUGGUACGCCAACCUUAAUAAGUCAUUCAUCAAGCUUGAACAGAUUUAAUUUACAAAAAGCAAGAUCUAUCAGCGUGACGUCAAAUAGUAGCAUCGAUAGCGGCGUUGACGGAGAUUACGGAGACUUUUCACCUCCAUUAUCACCUAGAGUGGACAGUCAAAGAUUAGGCCGUAGGGCUUCUUUACCGGAGAAAUUUCAUACGUUCAGAUCGAGUGUUCGCCGGGCGUCAAUAUCGGAAAAAAUGAAAGGCAUGUUCAAACGAAAGAGUGAAUCAUAAAGAAGGACAACCUAGGAAUCACUCUUCUUAGAGACUGCUGACAAACGAAUGCAAUAAAGCGUUCGUGAUGAAACUUUUUUUUAACAAUUCAAAAACGAAAUAUGUACCAUACAGAGUGUAAAUUAAAAGAAAUAUAAAUAGUAUAUUAUUA
Messenger RNA from Hydractinia symbiolongicarpus, 1687 nucleotides. RefSeq names its product GTP-binding protein Rit1-like. Gene Ontology annotation, cellular component: plasma membrane. Gene Ontology annotation, biological process: signal transduction. Gene Ontology annotation, molecular function: GTPase activity; GDP binding; GTP binding. Lineage: Eukaryota; Metazoa; Cnidaria; Hydrozoa; Anthoathecata; Hydractiniidae. The record is from RefSeq and is a predicted model, not a curated record. Bases 367 to 1536 code for a protein of 389 amino acids. The transcript has a single exon.